AUGGCAGGAGGAAGUGGGAACAAUAAUGAAGGGAAUGAGCAGAGUGAGGUUGAGUGGUUGAAGUUGACCUUUGGUGGCAAAAAAAUGAGGCUAAGUAUUAUACCAAGUUUAUUGAGCUGUCAAGUUUAUGGAAGGUCUGCACACCUUUAUGCUUUAGAGUUGAAGAAAAAGAAAGAGUUAGCUGAAGUGGAAGGAAAAGAAAUGAGAAAAGAGAUGGGACAGAACUCUGGAAACCCUCAAGGUAACCCAAACAAUUUUAAGAAGCAGAAAUACCACCACAACAACAACAACUUCAACAACAACAAUAACUUCCACAACAACAAUCGUCAGGGUAGACGAAAUUUCAAUAGAGGACCUAAGAACUCUAACCAGGAAAAUAAUAAGGAUGAAAGGUGUUAUUUCUGUAAGAGAUGCAGAAAUAAUCACCCUAGUAAAGACUAUGAGGGUAACUUGGUUACUGGUCGCGCUUGCAACAAGUUGGAACAUAGGGAGUAUGAGUGCUUCUCCAAAGAUUCUAAUCGAAACAAGCAGGGCAAUAAUCAAGGGAGGGUUCAAAGGAACUUUGAGGGAAAUAACAACUAUGCAGGAACACAAAGGGGCAUAAGAAAAUGGGGUGAAGGGCAACAAUAA
Molecule: messenger RNA, 630 nt
Organism: Chenopodium quinoa (quinoa)
Lineage: Eukaryota; Viridiplantae; Streptophyta; Magnoliopsida; Caryophyllales; Amaranthaceae
Product: probable cyclin-dependent serine/threonine-protein kinase DDB_G0292550
Exons: 3
Coding region: 1-630 (209 amino acids)
Source: RefSeq, a predicted model, not a curated record